This is a messenger RNA of Penicillium canescens, 2982 nucleotides long. Its product is annotated as serine/threonine protein kinase. Gene Ontology annotation, cellular component: membrane. The transcript is spliced from 2 exons. Gene Ontology annotation, molecular function: calcium channel activity; calcium ion binding. The record is from RefSeq and is a predicted model, not a curated record. Lineage: Eukaryota; Fungi; Ascomycota; Eurotiomycetes; Eurotiales; Aspergillaceae. Gene Ontology annotation, biological process: intracellular calcium ion homeostasis; calcium ion transmembrane transport. Bases 1 to 2982 code for a protein of 993 amino acids.
AUGGGAAGACCGAGCCUCUCGCAAAAGCGAUUGACCGCACAUCGAUUCGAGCAGCUACCAGACAUGCCCGAAUACAGCCUGGGGAAUCCCCACGACGUGACCAUUGACAUCCCACUGACCGCGACCGCGAGUCGCGGUCAGACCGGUGCGCGCAAAUGGACCUCCAAUCCCUCGCCAGAGAUCAGCGAGGCCACGGCUACAGAAAAGGAGCCUAUUGCGACACACCGCGGUCCUGGUCGUAGGCGUCGCACCGAUACGGAUAUCAAUGAAUUGACUGGGAAGCCAGCUGAGUCGCCGGAGGAUGGCACGCUGAACCGCAUGGGCCGUGUCUACCAGGCUGUUUUGAAUUAUUCGCUUAUCACUCGUUACUUGAUUUAUGUUCUGCCCAUUGCGGUUUUGAUUGCCAUUCCUAUCAUUGUUGGUGCUACUGUUGCGCCCUAUGCGAAGAUUGGUGGUGUUCACCUUUACUGGUUCUUUACUUGGAUUGAGAUUGUCUGGUUUAGUUUGUGGACGUCGAAGAUCUUUGCUCGGUACAUUCCUUACUUUUUCCAGUUCCUUUGUGGCAUUGUUAGCUCUGGAACUCGCAAGUAUGCGCUUAUUCUGCGUGCGCUUGAGACGCCUAUUGCGCUUGUCCUUUGGGCUGUUAUUUCUCUCGUUACUUUCCUCCCCGUUAUGACUUUGACUCCUAGUAAGCAGGAGAGUGGUGAUACUGCUCCGAAGGCUUGGGAGAAGAGUGUCAAGAAUAUUCUCUUUGCUGUGCUUAUUUGCACUCUCAUCUACCUUUCCGAGAAGGCGCUAGUUCAGCUUAUCUCCAUCAGUUACCAUCGCAAGCAGUUCGAUGCUAAGAUCAAGGUCUCCAAGCGCAAUGUGUACCUGGUCGGUCUGCUCUUCGAGGCAUCCCGCAACAUGUUCCCCGUGUACUGCCAGGAGUUCAAGGAGGAGGAUUCCCUCAUUUUCGACUCCAUUCUGGCCCAGGCUGGCAACAAGAAUGGCAAACGCUCCUCCGCCAUGCCUCUUCGCAUGCUCCGUCAGGUCGGCAAGAAUGUCGGUCGUGUCGGUGACAAGGUCACUGCUGCUUUCGGAAACGUUGCUUCCGAGCUUACUGGAAAGCAAGUGUUCAACCCGACUGCCACCCACACCAUCGUCAUUCAAGCCCUUGAGCGUAAGCGUUGCGCUGCUGCUCUGGCCCGCCGUAUUUGGAUGUCCUUCGUUGUUGAGGGCCGCGAGUCUCUUUACAUGGAUGAUAUUGUCGAGGUCCUUGGUGCCGAACACGAAGCCGAGGCCGAAGAGUGCUUCCAUGCCCUGGACAAGGAUGGCAACGGUGAUAUUAGUCUUGAUGAGAUGGUUCUCACUAUCACCGAGUUCGGUCGCCUCCGCAAGUCUCUCAACAACAGCAUGCACGAUGUCGACCAGGCUAUCCGUGUGCUUGACAACUUGCUCAUGUGUGUUGCUGGUCUUGUCGGUGUUUUGGUCUUCAUUUCUUUCGUUACCACUGGAUUCGGUACCGUCAUCGCUGCUGGUGCCACCUCUCUGCUCUCCCUCAGUUUCGUCUUCUCCGUUACCGCUCAGGAAGUUCUCGGUUCUUGUAUCUUCCUCUUCGUCAAGCAUCCCUUCGAUAUUGGUGACCGUGUCGAGGUCAGCGACAAGCCAUUUGUGGUUGAGCGUAUCUCGCUCCUCUUCACUGUGUUCCGCAACAUAACCGACCACCGCAUCACUCAGGUGCCCAACAACAUCCUGAACAGUCUCUGGGUUGACAACUUCACUCGCGCCAAUGCUAUGCACGAACAGCUCACCGUGCCCGUUGCAUUCGACACUUCCUUCGCCGAGGUCCAGCUUCUCCGCCAGGAGAUGGAGAACUUCGUCCGCGACAAGGAGAACUGCCGUGACUUCCAGCCUGACGUUGACAUUGAGCUCGGUGGCGUCGGCGACAUGGACAAGCUCCAGCUCCGUGUUGAUAUCCGCCACAAAUCCAACUGGUCCAACGAGACUGUCCGCGCCGCCCGCCGAUCCAAAUUCCUCUGUGCCCUCGUCCUGGCCGUCCGCAAGGUACAAGUCCGUGCCCCAGGUGUCGCCCCUCCCGAGCCCGAGGCCUCAGAGGGCGACGACAAGGGUGAUGAUGCCGACACCGGCAAGCGCAGCUCUCAGCAAGGUGGUGGCACCGACAAGCCCAACGCCGGUGUAGCAGCCGCCGCCGGAGGUAUCCUGAACUACGAGAACUCAGCCCAAUCGACAGGCUUCGACCAAGGCCGCUCAGGGACCGUCACUCACCGCGGCUCAACCCAAACCAACGCCGAGCGGGAAGCCGCCAUCGUCGAAAUGCUCAACGCCCGCUCCCCAUCAGCCAUCAACCCGGGUCUUGACGCAGAUGACGGCCACGCCCUCCACCGCACAGCAACCAACGCCUCCAACACCCUCAGCGUGAACAACGGCGCGGGCAUCUCUCGCGGCCUCUCAACCGGCCACAGAAAAGCCGGCGACCACGUCUCCUACAACAACCGAGAAAUCCCCGCCGUCCCCCACCCACCGCUCUCUCCGCCAGGCUCCCGCGGCAGCGCCCGCUACGAGCCCCGCCCUCACUCCUCCGGCCACGCCUCCCAAACGCAAACGCAAACCCAGAACCAGAAUCAGAACCAGGGCCAGGGUCACAGCCAGAUGUUCACCGUCCAGACCGUCGGCUCACCUGACCCCAACGCUUUCCAGGGCCACUACUCCCACGACACGGGAUACAGCCAGGUCCCCGUUCGCAACUUCAGCGCUGAGAACACUUCCCACCGCAAUGACCCCAUCUCCGGCGUGACGGCUAGCAGCAAUUACGAGCUUACGGACCGUUAUGAUCCUGUCUCGCCGCCGUCUAUUUACUCCCCGCCUCAGGGUUACCCCGGUGCAUCGGGGGAUUCCGAUGCCCCAGGUAGACGGCCUUCGUUCUUAGAUAAGGCUUUGAGGAGGAAGGAUAAGUCGCCUUAUGCUGAGCAUGAUGCUUGA